Molecule: messenger RNA, 5675 nt
Organism: Pocillopora verrucosa
Lineage: Eukaryota; Metazoa; Cnidaria; Anthozoa; Scleractinia; Pocilloporidae
Source: RefSeq, a predicted model, not a curated record
CAGGCUUCAAAAUUUGAGAUCAAGAUGUAAGUUUACUGAAUUGUAGACAGUGUCUGAAAUCCCAAACAGUCAUAUAUAACUUUUUCCUAAUCGGGUGCCAGGUGAAGUCCUCAAAAGAACGUGGAAUUAUCGCUUUUGCCCCACGGGUACCUUUUGAGGUCUAGCCUGCAGUACUCUUGAACAACAUGUCAGCUUCUGCACCGUUGCCCUUAGCCAGCUCCCCAGAGAAGACAAAUGGAUCCUAGUUGAGCAGACUUCUCAUCGAUGGUGGAACAACAGUGUUGAGGACCAUCUUUGAUGGCUAUCACCCACCGGCAAGGCUGUCUGCUGGACUUAACGCCCACUCUUUUACCCUGAAUUCUCUCCUUGGGAAAAGGGUUCUGCGUGCAGCUCAGUGGGACAAACUAUUCCCACCUGACGGAGCAGCACCAGACUCUCAGACGUUUGAUAUCACUCUCCUGUUUCUCCUUCUCACCAACAUUUGCGGACUAUCUCCUCCUCGCUCAGGGUGGCAUUCAAAGCCAUCUCCGGGUGACAACUCUCGUGAAGCAAAUCUUGCCCGGGUGAAGUUCUUCCGCAAUGAGUUGUAUGGCCACGUCACUAGCACUGGCAUUGACACACCCACUUUCUCUUCUCUGUGGCUAGAAAUUAGUGCUGCUCUGGUUGCUCUUGGGUUGGAUAAAAAAGAAAUCGAUAAACUGAAAGAAGAAAAGUGUGGCGCGGAAGAUUACCUUGACGUUUUGAUUAAAUGGGUUAAAAGUGAAGAAGAAAUCAAAUCUCAUUUGACGAAACUGCAUCGAUCUCAGAGCAGAACACAGCGUAGUAUUGAAGAGGUACGUCAAACCCAACUAGAAGAUCACAAAACGCAUCAAGAUAGCAGGUCCAUGCUAGGAGAAGUGCAUCGAUCUCAGAGCACAACACAGCGUAGUAUUGAAGAUGUACGUCAAACCCAACUAGAAGAUCACAAAACGCAUCAAGAUAGCAGGUCCAUGCUAGGAGAAGUGCAUCGAUCUCAGAGCACAACACAGCAUCGUAUUGAAGAGGUACGUCAAACCCAACUAGAAGAUCAUAAAACGCAUCAAGAUAGCAAGUCAAUGUUAGGAGAAGUGCAUCGAUCUCAGAGCAAAACACAGCGUAGUAUUGAAGAUGUACGUCAAACCCAGCUAGAAGAUCACAAAACGCUUCAAGAUAGCAAGUCAAUGCUAGGAGAAGUGCAUCAGACCCAGACGAAAAUACAAAGCACCAUUCAGGGCGCUGCUAGAAGCCAAGGCGAGUGUUUGGAAAGUUUGCAAAAAGAUGUACAGGAAAUGAAGGUAGCCGUUGGAGAACUUAGCAAAGGAAGAAACUCAGGCAGCCAAGGAGAAGAGGUCCUGAGGAACCUCGUUAAGUCUGAAUUCAAAGGAGACAUCGAGUUUCACGUCCAACGUUUUCAAGAAGACACCCGUGAGUGGGUGUUUAGCAAAGUCCAAAACUGGUUAGACGACAGAAACUCUCAAAACCGGGUGAUGGUUAUAUGUGGAAACGCAGGAAUGGGGAAAUCUGUCAUUUCCGCCGUUGUUUGCAAAAAAAUGCAAGUGGCUGGCCGUUUAUGCGGAAGUCACUUCAUCCAACAUAAUAACGUCCGUUACCGGAAGCCUCAGUUAAUGCUUCAGUCCUUGGCCUGUCAUAUGUGCCAUGCUCUGCCAGAGUUUAAGCUAGCUCUUAUAGAGCAAUUGUCAAGAAAUACGGGUAAGGAUCUCAACGAUAUGGGGGUUGAGGAAUUAUUCGCCUUCCUCUUGAAAGAGCCUCUCAGCAGCGUAGAGGACCCUGGAAGGAACAUGUUACUAGUUAUAGAUGGCCUGGAUGAAAGUGACUAUCACGAUCGGAAUGAGUUACUUGAGAUCAUUGCCAAUCACUUUGGCAAGCUUCCAAUGUGGAUUCGAUUUCUUGUCACAAGCCGACCCGAGAGGAACAUUGCAAAGACAUUAAGACAUUUGCAACCGUUUCAGCUGGAAGCAGAGGAUGAGCAAAAUCAAAAUGACAUCAAGCGCUUCAUCGGAAAGAAAUUAGAAUGCAUGCCAGAAGCAGAAAACACGAAUGACAUUGUGGAAAAUCUCGUUGAAAAGUCGGAAGGGCUCAUGCUGUAUGCUUACUUUCUUCUAUUAUACAUUGAAGAGAAUCCAUCAGUUCUUAAACAAGGAGACGAAAAGGGAAACUUACCGUUAGGAAUUUCUUCAGUCUACCAUCGCUAUUUCAAAAGGUUGGAGAGUGAGCUCAUGAGUGAGCUUGGCAUCAAGGAAGAGUCUUUUUUGAAUUUCCUUUCUGCUCUUGCCGCAUCGAUAGAACCCUUGCCUAUCGACUUUGCUUCUCGGCUGUUGCUUUCAAGUACUACCACGAAAGGUAGUAAACGGAAACUUUUGAAAGCUAUAAACAGUGUUUCCUCACUUCUUCCCAUUAGAGGUGACCGUCUUCACAUUUUUCACAAGUCCAUCAAAGAUUGGUUAACAGAUGAAUGUUGCUACGGGGCGCACGACUUCAUCGUCGACGAGAGAGAAGGCCAUCGUAUACUUGCAGAACUUUGUGCUGCAGAAUUUGAUAUUCUGGUGCAGAGACGAGUUGCGAAAUCUGUGAGUGACGCGCAGUUUAAUGACAAGACAAGGUAUGCCCUACAACAUGGUGUUCGACACAUGUUAGAGGUCGACGAGGAUACAAGAAAAGACGGCAUUAAGGACGUUGUGAGGAAGUAUGUGAUAAACCAAGAGCUUGUCUAUGCAAAGCUGUGUGUGAAUAGUACAGUGGCGACGGAAGAUAUUGUUUGUGUUCUAAAGGAAGAGAGCUUUAACUCGUUGAGUGGAGAAACGAAAGCUUCCCUGGAAACUUUGCUGUCUAUUCUACGUAAGAACAGUCGGUCGCUGAUGGAGCUUCCGCAUGUUUUCUUACAGACUAUGGUGAACGAGAGCAGAUCAGUGCUAUCUUCAGAAGCUAAAAAACUCUUGAAUGAGAAAUAUGAUGAAAUAUCCUAUAUGGAGCUGGUCAACAAGAAUCAACAGCAGUCAGUUGUGGAAGCUCAAUUUCAUUGUUCAUCAGAAGUGCUUUGUCUCGAUAUUUCGCCAGACCAGGAUUAUAUGGUGUGUGAAUGUUAUGAGGAACAGAUUCAGCUGUGGUCACUGAAGACGGGUAAAUUAGAAUGGAGAAAUCCUGUCUUAAUGAAGGAAUAUGAAUUCAGACCUACAUUUCGUGGAGCAUUUGUAGGUGGAGAAGGAUCAGGUUUUGGGACGCUUUCAUUUUAUCGAUCCGUCGCCUUUCAUCCCGAUGGAAAACAUAUACUGCCUGGAAACCUAUCCGCAGUUUAUACCAUUGAUGGGAAACAGAAAGAGCUUUUCAGCACAAGUAAAUGUAGAUUCUCUAUGUGUACAUUAUUAGGGGACAACACCGCGAUACUUACAGACUGUCCGAACAAUUCCAAAUGCCUAGUCUUUUGGAGUCUGGAUACCGGGGUAGAGAUGUCCCGCAUUACCAGAAAUGAAGAUAUAAUCUGUUUUCAGUGCUCUCCAGAUAAAAAUCUUCUGGUAGUCUCCCACUCCACGGGCUCACUAUGUCUGUUUGAUUUGCAGAAUGAAGAAACUGAGUUAGGAUCAAUAUCGACAAAUUCACCCUGGGGAUUUAUGACUUUCUCCGUGGAGAGUGAUGCUCUUGUUGGUCUGUGCAAAGACAGAGUUGGUCACCGACGUUUUCGCUGCAGAAUUACUACUAAUAGAUUUUCCCAAAAAAUGUUGAGUGACUUCAGCGAAGAAGGUUUACUCGAUAGCGAUGAGGAUGAUUGGCCUUUCAUCGACGGAGAUGCCACAGGAAGUUUGACGUUGGCCUUGUCGAGAGUUAUUCCUUUCGAGAGAGCUGGAUUGCUAAUGAGGUUAAAAAGCGAACGUGCAUUAUUAAGUAGCCCAAAUCUUCAACAUGUGAGUUUGAUAAAUCUCGCUAAAAUUCAAAAGACCGACAUAAAGUCCAACACGUUGGUUGAGGAUGUUGCUUUCUCCACUAAUGGUGAGAAUGUGUACGUGGUGGGUGGGAGUCCACUAACAGUGACUGUAUGGGAAUUUCCAAGUUGGAAUCUUAAAGCAGAAAAAAACUACGAGAAGUUCCCUUCGAUUUUGCCUGUGAAAGAUGGUGUUAUUGUUUUGGACGAUACAGUUGAGUUUUGGGACGUUGAAUUGACGGAGUGUAAACGUCCGUGGGGCAACUUACAAGGAAUUAAGUUGCUACCUAUAUCAGAAGAACAAGUAGCUUGUUUGACCGAAGAUGGUACCGCUGUUGUCCUGUCUACCUCGGAUGGUCGUUCCCAGAUCAUUGGAAAUGUAAAAGGGUGGAUAGUCCUAGCGAUGAACAAAAAAUUCGAAAUGAUAAUAUUUAAACGUACAUGCGAAUUAUUAGUGGAAAGCGCUGUUCACCUUUCAGACGCCUCGUUUUCAUCGCCUCGCAAAAUUCGGUCGUUUUUGGAAGGUAGGGAUGGCGUCCUACCAAAAGGCUUAUUUUCUCCCAAAGGGGAUUUCGUGGUUCUAUGGACCUCUAAGAUCGUAGAGAUCUACAAUGCAACCUCAGGGAAAUUACACAGCAAGUUACUCGAAAAGGAUUAUUUAGUGGAUGUUAAAUUUAUCACGAACCGAGCGUUGAUGGUCUGUUCAGUGGAGAAUGUUGGUAACUUUCUUCGAAUGUUCGAUGCAAUUUCAGAGGAACAUUUGGCUACGUUAAAUAUUGAAGGGGAAAAUUUUUGUCUUGGCGUUUGCCUGAACAGUUUACGUGUCGCCGUGUCCCUGGGUGGAUCGGAUGUAAGGCUCAUCCAGGUGCAUCUUCCAAGAAGCAGACGACUUUCUCAUGAGUGAGAAGGUGCUGGCCUUGUUUGCACGAACUAUGACGAAAUCUGGUCGGGUGCGGCUUAGAAAGACGAUUUACUGCGAUAUAAUCACAAUGAUGUUUUUUUCAGACUGCGCAUGUGCUCGGCAGAGGGUGCUUUAAUCGAAUCCGGAAAGACCAAAACUUCCAACCGUUUUACGUUCUUCGAACACAAUCAUUUACGCCUAAGAUUUACUGUGCUAUCUCUAACGACUAAGGCAUGUUCUGUAUUUCUCGUAAAUAUAUGUUAUGCACUAUUUUCACGUAUUUUGAACUAAUCAGUUACAAACCAUUUUAUUCCAUGUUGGACUAGUCGUUCUUUUGCAAGGAAUCUUCCUGAACGGUACUUCAAUUAGAUAAUUAUUUCUUAUACAAAAUUUGUUUGUCCUAUUUUGUUAUUUCUGCUUUGAAGGUGUCGGCAUGCAACUUAUGAGUUCGUUUUGCUGAUCUAGAGAGCUUCCAUUUAUUAUUUCCGAUUUUGUUUGCCAAGUGAAACAGAAUUUUAAUUGAAAAAAUAAAUGAUAAUUUACUUUCCUUUAAAGAACGUCUUUUAGGUUUUUUUAACUCUGGAGUAAAAGAGUUGCAGAAAUGUACAAAAACAACCAGGUCGAGAGAGCUUUUUAAAAGCUGGAUUAAAAUAUUUGCAGAAAAUGCACCAAAACUUCCGGAUCGGAAGACACUCUGAGAAGUCUUGUAUAAAUGCAAUAAAUCUAGUUUUUACCAAAUUCUCACCUGCUUAUUUGUUUUACUGCAUUUGUGUAUGACAAUGCCUUAAAUGUAAUAUAGUUCGGUUACUUUCCUGAGAGUUC